UUAAAUCAACCAAAGGGAAAGAGACUAUGAAAGCAAAAGCAAAGGAAAGCUGUCAAUCUCUCCCUAUCUUUUAAAUACAAAAAGAAUCACCAACUCCAAAGAGCUCAAAAACCAUACAAGCUAGCCAGAGCAAGCAGAAAGUGAAAUCUGAAAGAGAGAAAGGGAGAAGAACAAGAAGAAGAAGAGACAUGAGAAGAAGAGAAGGCAAAGGGGCUCCUCCCACUGACCUCUUGGUAUGUUUUCCUUCUAGAGCCCAUCUAAGCCUUAUGCCCAAGGCAAUAUGCAGCCCAGCUCGUCCUUCUGAGCCUACCAAGCGCCACCACUACCACAACCACCAUAACUCUCUCUCAAGAUCGAGCAACAACAGAGGAGGCCAAGCUAGCCCUCUCUUAUGGUCCAAAACCAAGCCUAUGGGAUCAGAGAUCGCUGAACCCACUUCCCCCAAAGUCACCUGUGCCGGACAGAUCAAAGUCGGGAAGAAGGCCAGUUCCUGCAAGAACUGGCAAUCAGUCAUGGAAGAUAUCGAGAGGCUCCACAACCAUAGAAAGCACAAGAAGAGACCCAAUUGGGUAGAAAGUCUGGGAUUCAAGAAGGAUAUAAUGCAGUUCUUGACUUGUUUAAGAACCCUUCGAUUCGAUCUACGGUGCUUCGGCUCUUUCCAUGGAUCUGAUAUCACUUCCGAUGAUGAGGAAGUUGAAGAAGAAUACGAAGAAGAGCAAGAAAAUCAGGUAGGCAUCGAGGAUAUUGAUGGUAGUGGUACUUCAAGAACCGUUUUUUCUAAGUGGUUCAUGGUAUUACAGGAAAAUCAGAGUAAUGGGUUCAGUAAAGAAGAGCAAUUUGGGGAAAGUAGAGAUGAUAGAGACGGGACUCAUCAUGAAGGUUCAGAGGUCGCUCCUUCUGCUCCUCCUUCGAAUGCUCUGUUGCUCAUGCGUUGCAGGUCUGCCCCUGCAAAACGUUGGUUAGUAGAGAAAGAGAAAGAAGAAGAAGAAGCAACAAAGAACACAAAGCUGCCUUCAGAAGAAGAGAAAAAUAAAGAUAGCUUGGUGUUGAUGAGCUAUGCCCCUGAUUUCUUCAAGGUCUCUACUGAUAUUGCAAAGGAGACUUGGGUUGUUGGUGGAAUGAGAGAUCCGUUAUCGAGAAGUAGAAGCUGGAAGAGAUGAUGAUCUUGGUGAAUUGUUACUUAAUUUUCGUAAUUUAAUUUCUUGAAUAUUGUUCUUGUUUACUUCUUUGUUUUCAUAAACCACACCCCCCUCUCUUCUGGGGAUGCUUGUGUAUCUUUGGAGAAGCCAAACUGCUAUAGUUUUCAGCAUAUUUUUGUUGUUUUCUUUGGUUUUACUGGGAACUGUGUCAAAUCUGUACAGACUUUCCUUCUUGUGGAAAAGAGUUUGCUGGCAUUGGCAUGUAAUAUAUACAGGUUAAAGACAUAUUUCUGAUUCACAAGAAGAUUUUCAAUUUC
Molecule: messenger RNA, 1456 nt
Organism: Telopea speciosissima
Lineage: Eukaryota; Viridiplantae; Streptophyta; Magnoliopsida; Proteales; Proteaceae
Exons: 1
Coding region: 189-1160 (323 amino acids)
Source: RefSeq, a predicted model, not a curated record